Messenger RNA from Parathielavia appendiculata, 363 nucleotides. RefSeq lists its product as uncharacterized. The coding region runs from base 1 to 363 and encodes 120 amino acids. The record is from RefSeq and is a predicted model, not a curated record. NCBI's taxonomy places the organism in Eukaryota, Fungi, Ascomycota, Sordariomycetes, Sordariales, Chaetomiaceae. The transcript has 2 exons.
AUGCACUUCUCCAUGGCCACCCUCGUCCUCGGCCUCGCCGCCUUCGCCUCGGGCCUUCCGCAGGACGCUACCCUCGCGGCCCGCCAGAACCAGAACCGCCCCGUGCCCAGCGGCAGCUGCUGCGUAGCCAACACCAACCUGAAGCAGGACACCUGCACCGCCUCCAACGGCCAGGCCGGCCGCUGCGUCCCCGGCGGGAACAACUGUGGUAGCAGGCUCAGCUGCGUCGCCCAGAGCAGCCUGACUUGUGACAACAGUGUCAUCGAGCGCGGCAAGUCGUUGUGUCGCGCCAAUGCCCCUGGAGGUGGUUUGUUCGAUGGAGCCAACAUCAUCCAGUCCCUGGCUCAGGCGAAGGUCAACUGA